UGUGCACAGCCACAGGUGGGAUUUGCCCCUUCUCAGAGGUGUCCCAGCGUGUUGGGGACCUAGCUGGGGACACCCAGGGCCACCCAGGGGUGAGGCAGAGGGGGCUGGGCAGCUCCUGGAGCCGGGGCUGGCUGCAAGGCUGGGAGUGACAAGUGACAGUCCCCACCGUGUCCCCUCCAGCGGUCCCUGCGGGUCCCAUCCAAGGGGAGGGCGGGGGUUUCCCGCAGGGAGGAUCCGCCCGGGGGCUGCUCCAAGAUGCACAGGACCACCCGGAUAAAGAUCACGGAGCUGAACCCACACCUGAUGUGCGCCCUCUGCGGCGGCUACUUCAUCGACGCCACCACCAUCGUGGAGUGCCUGCACUCCUUCUGUAAAACCUGCAUUGUUCGUUACCUGGAGACGAACAAGUACUGCCCCAUGUGCGACGUGCAGGUGCACAAAACCCGGCCCCUGCUCAGCAUCCGGUCAGACAAAACUCUCCAGGACAUCGUGUACAAGCUGGUGCCGGGGCUUUUCAAAGAUGAGAUGAAGAGGAGGCGCGACUUCUACGCUGCGUACCCGGUGGCCGAGGUUCCCCUGGGCUCGCAGGAGGAGCGUGGCGAGGUGGCCGAGCGGGACCAGGGCACGGGGCCCGAGGACGAGAUCGUCAGUCUGUCCAUCGAGUUCCACCGGGACUGCAGGGAGGACCAGAAAGGCGCCGUGGAGAAUGGGGACCUGGACAAGGACAAGGCGCCACCGUGCCCGCCGAGCCCCGGGCUGCGGUUCCUGCGCUGCCCCGCGGCCAUGACCGUGCUGCACCUGGCCAAGUUCCUGCGCAACAAGAUGGACGUGCCCAGCAAGUACCGGGUGGAGGUGCUGUAUGAGGACGAGCCCCUGAAGGAAUAUUACACCCUGAUGGACAUCGCCUACAUCUACCCCUGGAGGAGGACCGGUCCCCUGGCCCUCAAGUACCGCGUGCAGCCCUCCUGCAAGCGGCUCAAGCUGUGCCCGCUGCUGCCCUCCGAGGGCACCAACACCAGCGGCGCCUCCGAGUGCGAGUCGGGCAGCGACAAAGCACAGAGCCCCGGGCUGGCAUCGCCCCCCGCCCUGCCCGGCCCCGGCCACGGCCCCCCCGGGCCCGCCCUCAACGGCUCGGCCUCGAACUGUCACCCGCUGCCACCCGGCUGCCACCCGCUGCCACCUGCCCGCGGCCGCAAAACCGCCCUGAACGGCAGCACGGGCUCGGCCCUGAGCUAAAAACCUCCGGGGGCUGCUGGAAACCCUCCUGGGACUCUGAAAAAUCCUCCUGGGACUCCGGGAAAUCCUCCUGGUACUCCAAAAAAUCCUCCUGGGACUCCGGAAAAUCUUCCCGGGAUUCCAAAAAAUCUUCCUGGGACUCUGGAAAGUCAUCCUGGGGCUCUGAAAAGUCAUCCUGGGGCUCAGAAAAUCCUCCUGGGACUCCAAAAAUCUUCCUGGGAGUCCUACAACCCCUCCAGGGACUCCGAAAAACCCUGCAGGGACUGCUAAAAGUCCUCCUGGAACUGCUAAAAAUCCUCCUGGAAAUGCUGCAGACCCUCCAGGGACUGCUCAAAACCCCCCAGGGAUUCCUAAAAAUUCUUUAGGAAUUUGUGAAAAUCUUUCAGGAAUUCCUACAGAACCUCUUGGGAUCCUGCAGAC
Molecule: messenger RNA, 1656 nt
Organism: Pyrgilauda ruficollis (rufous-necked snowfinch)
Lineage: Eukaryota; Metazoa; Chordata; Aves; Passeriformes; Passeridae
Gene: PCGF2
Product: polycomb group ring finger 2
Exons: 9
Coding region: 256-1236 (326 amino acids)
Biological process (GO): negative regulation of transcription by RNA polymerase II
Cellular component (GO): PRC1 complex
Molecular function (GO): promoter-specific chromatin binding
Source: RefSeq, a predicted model, not a curated record